AUGAACCCCCAAAGACGACAGUCCCGCGCGAGGUCUGUCGUCCUCCAUCUUUUCUCGCAGUUCUCGGCGGCGCCCAGCGCCCUGAACGUCCGCGAGGAGGCCUCGUACCAGAUGGCAUCAACAGCCUCUAGCAUGGGCGCUGUCGGUACGCCGGCUUGGGUCGUUAACGUCAGAGAGGAGAUCGGUCGUUCGCCGGCGUGGGAGGUCCUUUCUGAUCAGCUAUUUGAGCGGGUGUCUACCGUGCUCAAGUCGCAUGGCUUGGGGCAUUUUUCGGACCUGUCUUCGCCGGAGCAGAUCACACUUCUUGAAGAAGCGCACCGCGACAUCAUGUCCGAGAACAACAAAGUGUACCAGGCAUUCGAGUCGCAGUUCAGCAAGUCCAUGGACGCAGAGAUCGCCAAGGAAGCCAGAGCGAGAGUUGUCCAGGACAGCACGGCAAAUCGCGAAGGCACCGAGGAAGCCCAAUACCUCGACCGCAUCCUGGACUCGGCGGCGGAAGGGGCGGUGUCCCUGUUGAGGGAGCUCCCCCGCGAACACCUAGGAAGCCUGCGCCUGAUGCUCAACCAAGCGGUCCCGUCGCGGGCGAGGCUGGACAUCUGGCGACUGCUCCUGAAGCACACGGCGGUCCUCCUCGAGUCUGGGAGCGUCGCUUCGCGUCGCAUCCUCCCUCUCUCAAGCCGCAACGUGGUGCUCAUGAAGACGGUGCUCAGCUACCAUCACGCGUGCAAGAUGACCAAGCGGGGACAGAAGGCCACGACCAACAUCCCUGAGCCCUUCGUGCACUUCCUGGUGCCGUUGUGCGCCGUCAUCACCGGAAGAUCCUCAUACUCCUCCUCUUCCAGCAGCUCCAACGCAGCGGCAACGGCAACAACAGCAGCAGCGUCGAGCCUGAGAGAACAGGAGAUCGAUAUUAUGAUCGAGCGGUUGGUUGAGAUGUUCGAGGGCGCCUUGGAGGCGGGUCUGGAAGGCUUGGUUGACCAGAAAGAGUUACCGGGCGGCACCGGGGUGUCAGGCAGUGGCGCUGGAGGCGUCUCAACAACUCGAGCCAAGAAAUCGGCGAGGUCGCCCAAGACAGCGACCCGUGCUGCGGAAACCAAGGAGAACAGCGGGGACGGGCGUGGCGGCGCGGACAACAUUGUCCUCCCCGACUGGGUCGACAAGAGCUACGGCGUGCUAGUGCCGGGGUUCCGUGGACUGCUCGAUCACGUGACUCGCGUUCACCUGGGGUUGGCCGUAGCAGCAGUUCCAUCGGAGGGAAACAAAGGCGAUAACGGUAAGACGGGGGACGGUCGAAUAAACACCGCCGACGGUAGUUCUUCCGCCGUCGGGGAAACCGGAGCCUCGAAUGCUGCAACCGAUGGGCAGCAGCAGCAACCGCAGGAAAACCAGCAACGAGGACAGGACAGCGCGACACAGCCAACAUCGCCCCGGCGGACCAGCUCGGCAACAAGUCGACGCGCAGCGCUCCUGUCGCAAGGCCAACCGAGUUCCGAGGCGCCGUCACUGGGGAAAGGUGCAGAUGGUGUCGAUAUGCCAUCCUCCAGCCGGACCGACUCCACCACCGACAGCCGCACCUCCGCCCACCUGCCCGAAGUCACCGAGUCUCAAGCGCGCGUUGCGUUGUGGGCCCUCUUGGAGCCCUUGGUGACCGUGGGCCUCGUUGGACACCUCGGGGCAGAUGCGUGUCUGUUCGCGUGGGACCAGGCGGUGAUCGCCGGGUUCGGCGUGAUGCUGCCCCGGGUAGCCGCAAUGGUGGUGGCCGCGGCUGCGGACAAGCUCGGAGCGUGCUUGACGUUCGCGGUGAUGUCGGAGGCCUUGUUUUCGCACGCGCACCUCGUUUCGACCUCCCAGCUGCAGGAGCUGAUGGAAGCGCACUGCAUGCCCUCGAUUCGCAAGGAGAUGCGGGUGUCUCACAAGCUGUGUCCGGAGAUAACCGGACCAACCCUCAAGACUGCCACCGACAUACUUGACAGCGCGUACUCCAAGAGGACGAGAGAGGCACAGGAGGCUCGAAAGGCGCACGUGGAGCACACCCUAGGCCCAUCCAGGGGCGGCUCCGUGCACCGGAGUCAAACCAAGGAGCGUAUCCAGCUCGAUCUGUCCCGAACAGCCGUGAGAGGGUCUUCUCGUGGCAGCAGCAACGACAGCAAUGCCAGUCUUGGGUUCGACGACGACGACGAUGCCGGUCGUAGUAACGGCACGAAGGACGAGCCCAGGGCCUCGAAAGCCCGGGGAAACGGAGCACAAGGACGGGACAAAGGAAAGGCCCCCCGAGGCGACGAAAAACAAAGCAGCGGUGCCAAGAAAAACACGUCGAGCAAUGCCCCCCCCCACCGAAACGGGUCAUCAGGUCCCUCUGCUACCGCCGAAAAUGCUGGGAAGGCGGGGGCCUCAAAAAGCGAUUUCACCCGCACCCGCACCCGCGGUAGGAAUGCCAGCAACGCGUUGGCGAGGACUAGUUCUACUGCUGUUGAAGCCGAAGCUGCAACCGCAUCGAAGAAACCAGGCGUCAAGAACACCAAGCAAAAGCUCUCGGCCGCCACCAAACGGCAGGCGAGUGUCCGCAGUACGCGAAAGGACGAUAACGAAGACACCGAGAGCCAAACCGAAGGUAGCAGCGAGCAGAUUUCGAGCAACGACAGCGGCCACAACCAACAGCGUCAUGAUCAGAAGAGCCAAAGGAGAUCGAGAGGGAGGGACACGUCGGAAAGCUACUCGUCAAACAGGGGAAACGGCGAGGGUGGCGAGAAGUCAGCGGCACGCUCGAAAGGCGAGCGCCGAAACUCUCGGUCGAGACGAACGUCUGCCGCGGAAAGUAGCGAUCUUUCUGAGGACGAGGGGAGCAUGACGGUUGACGGCCAGUCCGGAAACAAAGGUGGAAGCUCUCCGACGAUGUCUACGCCAGUUGCAAAGGUUCACGCCAGCGACCGUGGCAAAGACAAGAAGAAACAAGACGGAAAAGGAACACAGUUGGCAUCUGCCGAUGAUGGAGGGGAGAAAGUGAUACGGCGGUCCGAAAGGGCAAAGGCGGAUAAUAAGACCAGCAGUAGCAGGAGGACAUUAUCGCGUUCCCACGAGAGAAGCAGUCAACGAGACGGAGACAGGAGGAGGGAGACGAAACAGGGCACGGCGAAGGCCCAAGGGACCAAGUCGCAGAGGCACGCCAGCCGGGGUGUGAAAACCAGGGGUAGCUCCGGUGCGCCAAGUGCCGAUGACGACAGCGAUCGUUCUGCCGAGACGAAAGCAGCCCCGCCUACCGCCGCCGUGUCUCCGAUUAGGAGAUUGUUUGGUGGCUUCGGAGGACUCAAGAAGAAGGCGUGAUCGAUGAAAGGGGCGUCGACGUGGUGAACCAGCUCAGUUUGGUGACGGACGGGUGCAGCCGACGUAAACACGCGGAACGCAGCCGAGGAACGUCGUUGGUGGGUUCACUGCUGUAUUCAAAUUAACGAAAACUCAUGAACGGGGCGACGAUGAUCAUGAUAGAUAUCACGAACGAAGAACGGCCGGCAUUGUGCAAUCUCCAUCGUUCGCGCGCGAAUGGUGCCCGUACUGUGUCGUCACAUUGAUUUAUUCUAACGUGUACAGUAGCAGUGUCUCCGGCGGACCUCCACAUUGGCGAAACGGGUCAAAAUUUGGGGCACACAUACAUAACUCUUGUGAUCGCAAGCGUUCGGGACCGCAAACGGCAACAACAAACAUCGACAUCCAACAACGACGACGACUGCGGCGGCCAUGACACAUGCGCUCCAGAUGGGUCGGGUUAUGAUGAUCGAAGUUAACGCUUCUACCUUCAAGCGUGCCACAUUUUGCCUGCUUUCAAUGGUGAAGACACCGACACAACAUAACAACACCGGCGACGACCGCAACAACAACGACGAUGGCAUCAUCAUCAUCAACGAAACAGCAACCACAACAGCAAUAACAGCUACUACUAUGACUAAUUCUACUACUAUGCAUACGAUAGUACAACGCGCUGCCAACAAAAUCGAUCUCGUGCGUGUGGCGGCCUUCUUUCAGUGACCGACGACAAGCCUCAUCUACCAUGGAACUCUUUGGACGCUCCGUGCGUGCACACUGUGCCAAUGGCGAGCCUUUACCCCCUCGGCUGGAGGUCAUAUGAUCACUACGGGAACAUUGGUACGAAACCGAGAGCUUCUCACCGCGUCGAACAAUCCGACAUUGACGAAAACUAGGUAUGUAGAAGAGACUACUUCCGCAUGUAGAACGCUCACACGCAUGCAGUUGACGCUGCACAGUAGUGGUCCUGUAUGAGGCGGCAUAGUAGUACCAAGGAAUUCGGCCAGCCUUACACUGGGCACCCGGCGCUAUUUCCGAGCAUGAGACAACUUGAAUAUUCAAUCGGUGUCACGCAAUUUCACCAGCCCUGCACUUGGUCGACCCGCCAUAUUCAGGCGGCCUUCUACAGCAACCA
This is a messenger RNA of Ectocarpus siliculosus, 4432 nucleotides long. NCBI's taxonomy places the organism in Eukaryota, Phaeophyceae, Ectocarpales, Ectocarpaceae. The record is from the annotation of a GenBank genome assembly.